Messenger RNA from Cynara cardunculus var. scolymus (artichoke), 2642 nucleotides. RefSeq names its product pentatricopeptide repeat-containing protein At5g12100, mitochondrial-like. The coding region runs from base 112 to 2583 and encodes 823 amino acids. NCBI's taxonomy places the organism in Eukaryota, Viridiplantae, Streptophyta, Magnoliopsida, Asterales, Asteraceae. The transcript has a single exon. The record is from RefSeq and is a predicted model, not a curated record. Gene Ontology annotation, molecular function: protein binding.
AGCUAAUUGGAAGCAAUUAUUGAGAAAUUGUAAGAUGAUUCAAGUAGUGGGCUGGAAGAAUCUGUGUAAAGAUGGAAAUCUAUGUAAAAGAGGGCGUCGAGUGUAUACUACAUGCAGGUAAGAGGAAUUUGUGAUAUAUACUCGAUUUCAGUCUAUCUAUUGGGAAGAAUGGCAAUGGCGAAGAGAAGGUUCGCUAUUCUUCCCAAACUCACAGGAACACUUUCUUCUCCCUCUUCAAUUUCUACCCCGAUGUUCCUCGCUUCAAACUCCAACAAUGGUGGUGUAGAAUCUGAUGAUGCAGAAGAACAUCUUAGAAAGAUCCACAUACUAGUUCAACAAGGCCAAACCCAAACUGCCAAAAAUUUAAUUAAAUCCCUCAUAACUUCCAAGUCGAUCUUCACUACGCCUUCUGAUAUUUAUGCUCGGUAUAAGGAAAACCGUAAAGUUUUUUCAAGCUUGAUUUUAUCGGUUUGUGCUGAAGCAAACCUCCCGAACGAAGCCGUUGAUUUGUACAUGUUAAUAAGGAAAGAUGGCGUCUUCCCUUCUCUUGUUUCCUUUAAUUUACUACUGGAAUGUUUGGUUUCUUCUGGUCAGUAUCGUAGAGUGUUGGAUUUAUUUGAUCAUGUUCUUGGUUCCGGUAUUAGGGUCGAUAAGUUUACCUUUGGUAAGGCCGUGCAAUCAGCGGUUAAGAUGGGGGACAUGAGACGGGGUAUGGGAUUGAUGGAUUGCAUGAGGAUUAAUGGUAAGAUGAAUGUUGGUAAGUUUGUGUAUAAUGUUUUGAUCGGUGGGUUAUGCAAAGAGAAGAGAGUGAUGGAUGCACGAAAGCUGUUUGAUGAAAUGCUUGAGAGGGGCGUGAUGCCUGAUAAGAUCACAUAUAACACGAUGAUUGAUGGAUAUUGUAAAGUAAGGAAUUUAGAUGAGGCUUUUAGGAUUCGUGAAAAGAUGAAGGCUAGUAAUAUAGAUGCUAAUCUUGUUACUUAUAAUACACUAUUAAAUGGGCUUUGUAAAGGGAAGAGGAUGGAUGAGGCAAAAAGGGUGUGGAAAGAUAUGCAAGUUCAUGGCUUUGUUCCUGAUGGGUUCAGUUACAGUUUUAUGUUUGAUGGGUUUUUAAGGUCCGGUGAUUUGGAUUCUUGUAUGGCGUUAUAUGAACAGAUAUAUAAGGAUGGCAUUCAUACAAAUGGAUACACUUGUGGCAUUCUAUUGAAUGGGUUGUGUAAGGGAGGGAAAACCGAUAAGGCUGAGGAGAUUUUGGUGAAAUUGAUGGAGAAUGGACUCGUUCCAACAGAGGUAAUAUUCAAUACCAUUGUUGAUGGUUAUUGCAGGGAGGGUAACACAGAAAUGGCCCUUCUGACAAUGGAAAAAAUGGAAUUCUAUGGGUUGAAUCCCAGCUGCAGCACUUUCAAUUCAGUGAUCAACCAUUACUGUCAAUCUGGCAAUUUUGUUAAGGCAGAGGAAUGGAUGAAAAAGGUGGCAGAGAUGGGUGUUUCUCCAGAUGUGGCGACCUACAACAUACUACUUGAUGGAUUUGGCCGGAGUUUCCAGUUCGAUAAGUGUUUUCAGGUUCUUGAACAAAUGGAAAGUAAUGGUUUAAAGUCAAAUGCCAUAAGUUAUGGCUCCCUAAUUAACAACUUAUGCAAAGACAGAAGGGUUGCUGAAGCUGAAGUGGUUUUCAGAGAUAUGAUUGGUAGAGGUGUUUUGCCAAAUACAAAUGUAUAUAAUAUGCUUAUCAAUGGAUACUGUAGCGGAGGAAAGAUACAAGAUGCUUUCAAGAUUUUUGAUGAAAUGUUGAGAAAUGAUGUAGUACCAUCACUGGUUACGUACAAUACACUCAUAAAUGGGCUCUGUAAAAUGGGUAGACUUGAGGAAGCCGAAGAACUGGCCUCAAAAAUAAAAAACGGAGGUCUGGAACCUGAUGUGAUUACAUAUAACUGCUUAAUCUCUGGCUAUUCAACCAUGGGAGAUGCCCAAAUGUGUUUAGAGUUAUACGAGAAAAUGAAAGCAUCCAGAAUCGAACCUACUAUCAAUACAUUUCAUCCACUAAUUGUUGGAUGCAAGAAUCUGGGGUUAAUGCUUGUAGAGAAACUCAUCAAAGAAAUGUCACAUAUGAACUUGACUCUUGAUCGCGUGCUAUAUAAUGAAAUAAUUCAUUGCUAUGCAGAGCAUGGUUUUGUAGAGAAAACCUUUGCAUUGUACCAUGAGAUGGUUGAUAAUGGAAUUCUUCCCGAUAGGAUGACCUACAAUUGCUUGAUCAUCGGGUACUUAAAAGAGGGAAAUCUCCAGAAAUCGAAGGAUCUUGUUUAUAAGAUGAAGGCGAAAGGAUUAGUUCCUAAAGCUGAUACUUAUGAGAUACUGAUCAAGGGACUUUGUAACAUCAACAAGUUUAGUGAAGCAUAUAUUUGGUAUAGGGAAAUGAUUGCAAAUGGGUUUUUGCCAUGUGUAGGUGCUGCAAAUCAUCUUCUUACUGGUCUUACGGAAGAAGGAAGAUUCCAAGAGGUCCAACUAAUGCGCUCGGAAAUGAGCAUGAAAAUAUUGGAUUGUUCGAGUGCAAAUGAUCAUCUCUGUGCUGUUGCCAAAAUUAGAUAAGAUUUAAAGUGAGGGGGUUAGGUUUCGGUGAGAUCUCCAUCUUUGGAUCAAUCCUAAUU